AUGGCGCUGAACAGGAAAUACUCUGCUCUGCCUGAUCUGGACACCGCCCCAGACGUUUACGAAACCCCAGAACUGACAGACGACAACUCCACCGUUCUCACCACAGCAGGACGGUCACAGUCGGACGAUGAGUCGGACGUGGAUGACGCCGAUGCGGGAAUUUCGCGGUCGCAUGUUCAGGUCGGCCAAGCUCGGUCUCGGUUUCUAGGGGCGGACGUCGACGCACGUGGCGUGGAUUUCUCGGAUCGCGUGGAUGGCAAGCGAAAGGCAUACCGAACGGCGAAUCGGCGGCACCGUGGUGCGCAAGAGCUGGGCGACCUGAGCGACGAAGAGGACGGCGACAGUCUUGAGCGCAAGAUUGCCCGCCUGAAGCGGGAGGUGGAGGAGACCAAAGAGGCCUAUGCCAGACAGAAGGCAGAGGAAGCCAAGGCCGAGAAGGCAGCAGCGACGGCAGAGCUGGCUGCUGCUCCUGAUCUGGACUCGCUCAGCCAGACGCUGGACGAGCUUGCCCGGCUGUCGGACAGGGACGUCACCGCCGCCCGCAUCGCCCCGCCUGUGCCGCCGUCAUCGACGACGGAUCCUGCUGCUAAUGCUGAUGCUGUUGCGAGCGAAGACGCUGCAGCACAAGCGAGCAGCUCGGCCCCGAUUGCGAGGCUGACGACAGCCGUGCCGUACCCGAGCAGCCUGGCCCAGGUAGCCGAUUUCGACAGCCGGCUGGUGCUGCUCGAGCGCUCUAUCGGCAUCGGCUCGUCGGUGCUGCCAGAGCUGGACGGCAUCGGCAUUGGCGGCGGUCCCGGCGGCGGCAUCGGUGGUGCGCUGCCGCGUGCCAUCCUGCCGACGCUGGACGCGCUGCAGCGGCAGAUUGGCACGCUGGCCGACGCCUCGACGGCCUCGCUGGACGGCAUCAGCCGGCGCGUCCGCGCGCUCACCCAGGAGGCCGACGAGCUGACCAAGGCGCGCAAGGCGGCCAAGGCGGCGCAUGAGGCGCUGGUGCAGGCGGGCGCCAGUGCUGAUGUUUCUAGUACUGCUGGUGCUGGUGCUGGUGCUGGUGCUGGUGGUGCUGGUACUCCUGCCACUGCCGACAUGGCAGACGAGCAGUCGGCCAAGAUCAACGCGCUCUACGGCACGCUGCCGACGAUCGAGAGCCUCACGCCGCUGCUGCCACCGCUGCUGGAUCGUCUGCGGUCGCUGCGGGCGAUCCAUGCCGACGCGGCCGCCGCAGGCGAGCUGCUCGACGACUUGGAGCAGCGCCAGGCCGACACCGCGGCCGAGGUCCGGCUCUGGCGCGAGGGCCUCGAGAAGAUCGAGGUCGCCAUGCGCGAGGGCGACACCACCAUGAACAAGAACAUGCAGGUCAUGGACGGCUGGGUCAAGGGCCUGGAGGAACGACUCGAUAAGGUCCUGUAG
Molecule: messenger RNA, 1407 nt
Organism: Grosmannia clavigera kw1407
Lineage: Eukaryota; Fungi; Ascomycota; Sordariomycetes; Ophiostomatales; Ophiostomataceae
Exons: 2
Coding region: 1-1407 (468 amino acids)
Biological process (GO): mitotic spindle organization
Cellular component (GO): dynactin complex; cytoplasm
Source: RefSeq, a predicted model, not a curated record